Emericellopsis atlantica is the source of this 1548-nucleotide messenger RNA. RefSeq names its product major facilitator superfamily domain-containing protein. Gene Ontology annotation, cellular component: membrane. Gene Ontology annotation, molecular function: transmembrane transporter activity. The transcript has a single exon. Gene Ontology annotation, biological process: transmembrane transport. NCBI's taxonomy places the organism in Eukaryota, Fungi, Ascomycota, Sordariomycetes, Hypocreales, Bionectriaceae. The record is from RefSeq and is a predicted model, not a curated record. Bases 1 to 1548 code for a protein of 515 amino acids.
AUGGCCGACAACAUCACCACCGCGGGCCAGCGCGAUGGCUCGCUGGACAAGGACCCCGCCCAGCUCCAGCACGACGACGACGUGGCCCAGCAGAAGCAGGCGUCCUUCUCCAUGGACCCGGCGCGCCGCGUGGCCGUCGAGAAGAGCCUGAAGCGCAAGCUCGACGCGCGGUGCUCGCUGUUUGUCCUCAUCUACAUCAUGAACUACCUCGACCGCAACAACAUUGCGGCCGCGCGCCUCAAGGGCCUCCAGGAGGACCUCAACCUCGACUACAACCAGUACGCCACGUGCCUGAGCAUCCUCUACGUCGGCUACAUCCUCAUGCAGGUGCCGUCCAACAUGUUCAUCAACCGCAUCGAGCGCCCCAGCCUGUACAUCUCCUGCGCCAUGCUGCUCUGGGGCCUCGUCUCGACCCUGUCGGGCGUCGUCCACAACUUUGGCGGCAUGGUCGCCACCCGCUUCUUCCUCGGCUUCGUCGAGGCCGCCUUCUUGCCGGGUGCCCUGCUCAUCCUCUCCAAGUGGUACACCCGCCGCGAGCUGACCACCCGCAACGCCCUCCUCUUCUGCGGCAACCUCAUCUCCAACGCCUUCUCCGCCCUCGUCGGCGCCGGCAUCCUCUCCAACAUGGACGGCACCCUCGGCCACCGCGCCUGGCGCUGGCUCUUUUGGAUCGAGGGUGGCGCCACCAUGGCCAUUGCCAUCUCCGCCGCCUUUAUUUUGCCUGACCUCCCCCACAACGCCCGCGGCUUCACCGAAGAGGAGCGCCACGUCGCGCAGCUGCGCAUGGCCGAGGAUGUAGGCGAGGCUGACACCGACUCGGCCGACCAGGGCGCCCUCGGUGGCCUGCGCAUGGCCCUCGUCGACAAGAAAAUCUACCUCAUGAUGCUGACCUUUACGUCGUACGUCAUCGGCCUGUCCUUCAACGCCUUCUUCCCCUCCCUCACCGAGACGCUCGGCUUCGGCUACGUGCCCACCCUCCUCAUGAGCUCGCCCCCCUGGCUCUUCUCCUGCCUCUUCUCCCUCGUCUGGGCCUGGCACGCCGACCGCACCCAGGAGAAGUUCUGGCACGUCGUCGGCCCCAUCCUCAUGGGCAUCGUCGGCUUCGUCAUCUCCAUGUCCACCCUCAACGUCGCCGCCCGCUACGUCGCCCUCUUCCUCCAGGCUGGCUCCUAUGCCGGCUUCAUCGUCUUCUACUCGUGGAUCUCGUCCUCCUUCCCGCGCCCGCCCGCCAAGCGCGCUGUCGCCAUCGCCAUGAUCAACGCCUUCUCUCAGCUCGGCAACGUCGCCGGCUCCUACGUCUGGAAGAUGGAGGAGAAUGGCUACCGCAAGAGCUACGGUAUUGUUCUCGCCAUGUUUGGCGUCACCAUUGCCGGCUGCUACGCCUUUAAGCUCGUCCUCGUCGACCUCAACAAGAAGAUUGCCGCCGGCGAGAUUGACCCCUGGGAGACGAAGCACGACGUCGCCGUCCAGACCGCCCAGAUCGAGAUGGACGCCGGUGCCGUCGCGGCCAAGAGGCAGCAUAUGCGCGAGUUCCGCUAUCUGGUGUAG